AUGCUAGACACGAUCCUCUGCUUCAUGAAUCACGCCAUGAACAUGCCGCACCAGGCCGACCUUCUCAGGGACUGGGGAGCCCUCCAGAAUUUACGUGAUGGCAACACCACCCUGGCUUGGCGCCGGUAUUUUGACAGCGACGGCGACGGCAACCUCAGUUUCUCCGAGUUUUGUGGCGCGCUGGCCAUGUUUGGCUACAAGCGCGACGCGCUGGACUUGUGGAGGGGGCUGGCCGGAGACGAGUCCUUGGUGAGCCUGGAGGUUGUGGACAGGGACGGGGCCGCCAUCUGCGAUUACUUUGCCGACUGGUGCCUUAAGGUCAAGGGCGGGCCUCUCGAGGUCUUCCGGGCCAUGGACUCGGACGAGUCCUUGUCGUUGACGCCUCAGGAGUUCUUACAAGGGCUCGAGGACCUCGGCUUCUUCAGUGAGGAGGGCAUCAUCCCCCAGCUGGACACUGAGGAGAAGGUGAUGACCUGCCUUUACCCUCUUAUCGACGUCCACGCGGGCGGUCUCGUAAUGUGCGAGCACAUGUUGUUCCUCGAGAGGGACAGGAAGAAGAGCGCCCAGAUCAGAAAAGAGAUCCAGAGGAUCCGGGAGCUGGGUAUCGAGGGGGCCCCGGAGCCGCUAGCAAGCCAGGCCAACGAGCUGCUGAGCCAGCUCAGCAAGGGCAAGGGCGUGCAUGAGUACGAGCCCUCAGCCAUGCUGAAGAUGGGCUCCGUCUCCGAGGGCAGCCUCAGCGCUGUCAGCAGGAGCAGGCCUCCGCCUCGACGGGCGGCCGACGGGGACGGCGGCCCGGGGCACCCGGGCGCGAGGGCAGGCCCCGCGGCAUCCACAGCCGGCGGCGCGUCCCGUUCCCUGUCGCUGCCGCGGCUGGGCGAGGCAAGGGCCGAGCGGGCCGCGGCGUCCAUGGGCGCGCCGAAGGCGUUCCCCAGCGUGCCGGACACGCCGAUGGUGCCCGCCACGACUGGGCGCGUCAAGGAGAAGAGGCGCAAGAAGGCCUACGGCACGUCCUUGCUGCCUGCGCUGAUGCCCGCGGCCCACCCGCCCUCCCUCCGGCCGCGGCGGGCCGGUCCGCAGGACAAGCCAGCUGCCAACUUCAGGCCGACACGGGCAGAGGAUUUCCUGGAUCCCACGAAGCAGCGGAGCCUCUUGGAGCAUUACAUGCUGAAAGGUAUGGCGUAGGCACCAGUGGCAUCCGCGCUCUCCUCGUCCGCCUUCUGCCCUCCUGCAUCCGAAAUCCCAUUCUGUCUCGCCUCCCGUCUCCCGAUGCGUCUGAACCUCCCACCGCCUUGCGACAGUUCGUGGUCUCUUUAUGGCGCGCUUCUCCCUCGCAACGCGGCGGUGCUGCAGGCACAGUACUGUAGUGUAGCGUCUCACCGUUUCACGCGGUCGUCCAUCGGCUGCUUCGGCGAGGGGGGGAGUGCAGACGCAGUUGGGGCAUAUCACGGCCACCUCUGCACCUCCAGGAGCGCCGACCCCCGCACGCCUCCCUGCAGAAGCUCCCAGCCCACGGGCUGGCCGCCCGUUGCGCGCGGAGAUCCGGGGCGCCGCGCUCGACCCCCGGCGCUCGUGCGUGAGUUGCUGAAUCGGGCG
This is a messenger RNA of Prorocentrum cordatum, 1593 nucleotides long. Lineage: Eukaryota; Dinophyceae; Prorocentrales; Prorocentraceae. The record is from the annotation of a GenBank genome assembly.